This is a messenger RNA of Miscanthus lutarioriparius, 1176 nucleotides long. The record is from the annotation of a GenBank genome assembly. NCBI's taxonomy places the organism in Eukaryota, Viridiplantae, Streptophyta, Magnoliopsida, Poales, Poaceae.
AUGGCCGCCCUCCGCCCUCGCGCCGCCGUAGCAUCGACUGGCCUCCGACCGGCAGUUCGGCGAGGCGCCCGUCGCUCCUCGGGGGCAGCGUUCCGAUACUACACCUGCUGGCAGCUACAGGGAAAUAUUUUUAAUUGGAGAUCUAUAUCCGCAACUAAGAAAUUAUGGAGUACAGUAGCUAGUGCAAAGCCUGAUGAUUCUAAAUUUGAAAGUGUGGAUGCACCACUUGAGCCCCAAACAUGGGAAGGCAGUUUCUUGUGUGGUCUGCUGAAGAACCUGCCACACAUUUUUCUAGCUGCAGCAGCAAAGCAGCUGCAAGAACUGUCUCACCAGAGGGAAGACACCUUGAACCGCUGGGAGCAUAGUAUUGGUUCUAAAGAGGAUUGCCUUCACAGGAGGAUUGCUGAACUCAAGGAACAAGAGUGUCAGACAGCUAUUGAGGACAUCAUGUACAUGUUGAUUGUUUAUAAGUUUUUUAAGAUUGAAGUUCCAAUGGUUCCCAAUCUAUCGAAACUCAUCAGCAACAGAAGGUUACAAUUAUGGCCACCAAGGGAGACAGAUCUUGAAUCCAUUCAUGGACCUGAGGUGCUAGAACUAAUUAGGGAACACUUGACCAGCAUUAUCAGAUGGGUGCACAGAAAUGGUCCCAAGAUUAAUCGUUCAACACUUCGCAUUAAAAGACUGCAAUUUGGUCGGAUGUAUUCUGCUUCAAUAAUGUAUGGAUACUUCCUGAAAUCUGUCAGCAUCAGGCAUCGAUUGGAGCUGACUCUCACUCACUCAGAAGAACUUCUACCUCCAAUUCAAUUUCUGAAUCCUCAAUUUACAAAUAAACAAGAGCAGGAAGAGGCCAUUGGAGGCUCUAGGGAAGUUUCAUCUUCUUCGAGACCAAACUAUGUGGUCAACCCACACGACUUGAGGGGCUACAUGAUGGGCUUCGAUCCAAAGACCUUGCAGCUUUGUGCGAAGCUGCGCACUUUUGAAGCUUCUAAUCUCAUCGAGAGGCACAGCUGGGCUCUUUUUGGGGGCAGCAUGGAACUCUCCCAGGAGAAUGAUGAAGCGGUUAUACUUGAUCCUUCAUCCCUGAAAAGACUACUGCUUGAAGCCAUUGCAUUUGGUUCCUUCCUCUGGGAUGUCGAAGAUUAUGUGGACAAGAUUUAUAAGUUAUCAGAUAGCUGA